AUGGUCACCGGGCUGGGCCCUGUACGCCUCGGGCGGAGUAGUGUGCCCCUCGGCCGAGCCGACGGCGCAGGCGCGGAGAGCGCACGUGUGGCGGCGGGCGGUAUCUGCUGGUGGCCGCCGCGCUCUGCUUGUGCAUUUGGAGGUACUUCUUACUCGAAGAACACUUCCCCCACUCCCCCUUUUAUUUUGUUUGUAAACUUUCAGUGCAAUAGUGUGGUUGAUGGUAAUGUUGAAGAAGUCCCCAACAAGAAGAUAAUUAAGUUUAAUCCUCCAUUAUACAAACAGCGUUACCAAUUCGUUAAAAAAUUAGUGGAGCAACAUCAACCCAAGAAGGUUGCAGACUUGGGGUGUGGUGAUGUAUGCCUCCUAAUGAUAUUAAAAUACCAAAAGUGCAUUGAAGAGCUUGUUGGAGUGGAUAUCAAUGAAGGGAGACUUAAAUGGAAUGGGUCUAGGCUGUCCCCAUGCAUGGGGGACCAUCUGGAUCCUCGAGAGCUGGAUUUAGUUAUUACCUUGUAUCACGGUUCUGUUUUGGAGAAAGACUGUCGUUUGCUUGGAUUUGAUUUGGUAGCAUGUAUUGAAUUAAUAGAACAUUUUGAUUCAGAAGAUCUGGCGAAGUUUCCUGAAGCCGUAUUUGGGUACAUGUCUCCAGCCAUGAUUGUCAUCAGCACACCGAACUCUGAUUUCAAUUCCCUGUUUCCAUCUGCAGUCUUCAGAGAUUCAGAUCACAAAUUUGAGUGGAGUAGAAUGCAGUUUCAGACCUGGGCUUUAGACGUGGCCAAUCACUAUAGUUACUCUGUGGAGUUUACUGGUGUGGGAGAACCACCAGCAGGAGCUGAGGAUGUUGGAUGUUGUACCCAGAUAGGGAUCUUCCGGAAAAUAGCAAAGGCAACUGAAUCUGCUGUUUUGGAGCACCAUGGCGAACAUGUUUAUGAAGUUAUUUAUACGACCUCAUACCCGAGUUUACAGCAAAUGGAUUACUGUAGACGUGUAGUGACUUAUCUAGUGUACCGAGAGGUGGACAGAAUGAAACGGAGAUAUCAAGUGAGUCUGAGACAGCAUGAAUUGGAACCUGAGUCUGCAGAUACUGGCAACCCAACAAGAAAAUUCAUCUCAGACCCUCCAGUUCCAGUACUCACAGAGGCAGACAAAGCCAUGGAGAUGAUUCCCCAACCCUUCUGUAUUGGAGAUAAGUUUUACGUACCUCUGGAGAGAAUCAUUGCUUAUCCCAGGCUGGGGCACAUAUGUGGUAAUGUAGAGAAGCUGAGAGAGUUCCUUGCUGAUGUAGUAGAACUGAACUGCGAUGGUUCUGCAGUGAAGGUUGACUUGCAUGAUUGUGGUGACUACUGAGCCUUCUUUAUUUCCUGACAUUCAGGGUCUUAGCAAUAAUUGGGCUCAUUUUAGAAUUUAAACUUUGUGCAGCCAUAAUUCAGGUAACUUUUAAUUUGAAACUCACCUAACUUUUUUUUUCU
Messenger RNA from Lagenorhynchus albirostris (white-beaked dolphin), 1469 nucleotides. It is a transcript of the gene HENMT1, whose product is annotated as HEN methyltransferase 1. Gene Ontology annotation, molecular function: O-methyltransferase activity; RNA methyltransferase activity. NCBI's taxonomy places the organism in Eukaryota, Metazoa, Chordata, Mammalia, Artiodactyla, Delphinidae. The record is from RefSeq and is a predicted model, not a curated record. Gene Ontology annotation, cellular component: cytoplasm; nucleus. Bases 1 to 1347 code for a protein of 448 amino acids. The transcript has 8 exons. Gene Ontology annotation, biological process: RNA methylation; piRNA processing; siRNA processing.